AUGAAGUACGAGGUGUCGCCCCUGAAGCGAAGUGAGCAGGGAUUUCUGCAGCAAACAGCACGCCAGCGCAUCACCACUUACGACGGCAAUACAUGGACAUACUACGAUUCGGGCAGGCUGAGUGAUGCGAACGCUGGAAGGCCUCCGUUGAUCUGCCUUCCUGGAACAAGUGGAGUCGCGCUGUGCUUUCAUUUGCAGUUGCAAGAGCUGGGGUCAAAAGGGUUUCGCGUCCUAGCAAUCCAACACCCCAUUGUUUGGACGCACGAGGAGUGGAUUCACAGCUUCGACAGGUUUCUCAAUGCCAUGAAUUUGUCUGAGAUCCACGUAUAUGCUGUGUCACUUGGCGCGUAUUUGAUUCAGCGUUAUAUGGCUCUCUAUCCGCAACGCGUCGCGUCCUUAGCUAUGACGCAGGGAUUUUGUGAUACCCGCGAGCUCCCUUACAUGCCAGACUUCUUUGUGAGAAAGUACAUACUUGAGCACUUUCCAAAACUGAAUCCCCACAUGGACGCACAGAAUCAAGCAAUCGAAUACAUGAUGGAUCAGUUUGGAACUCUUUCCCAACAAGAAAUUGCUUCACGUUUGACACUCAAUUGUCUCUCGUGGGAUCCUGAGAGCUGGAAAAUCGUCCUGUCAGACGAGAAAAUUACGCUAAUUGACAGCUACGAAGACACCAGUCUUCCAGCAAAACUCAAGGACCAAAUCGGAUUCCGCUACCCACGCGCCAAACAGGCAUUGAUAAGGAAUGGAGGUGAUUUCCCGUUCCUCUCGCACCAUGAAGAAGUCACCAUGUACCUCCAAGUUCAUCUGCGUGCAAACGGUGUUUUCAUUGCUUGA
This is a messenger RNA of Phytophthora infestans T30-4, 834 nucleotides long. Its product is annotated as maspardin-like protein. The transcript has 9 exons. NCBI's taxonomy places the organism in Eukaryota, Oomycota, Peronosporomycetes, Peronosporales, Peronosporaceae. The record is from RefSeq and is a predicted model, not a curated record. Bases 1 to 834 code for a protein of 277 amino acids.